AUGGUCCAGAUUAUAAAUCACGACACACGUCUACUGUCGCCUGUCUGCUGUCACGACUGCUUCUUGCAACAUCUUCCUGAGAGUCAAGGACAGCUUGGAGUGCCCUCCUGCAGCUCAGAAACAGAGUUGUCAGUCACUGCUGACUUAGUGCCUACCUCAUCGUGGAACAUUUCAAGUGAGCUCGACAGAGAGUCUUACCUGGCCCUCGAUGAACCGAUGAAUAACAUCACCACGUCCCUGGGGCAGACGGCAGAACUGCACUGCAAAGUCUCUGGGAAUCCGCCUCCCACUAUCCGCUGGUUCAAAAAUGAUGCACCUGUGGUCCAGGAGCCCCGGAGGAUCUCCUUUCGGGCAACCAACUAUGGCUCUCGGCUACGGAUUAGAAACCUCGACACCACAGACACGGGCUACUUCCAGUGCGUGGCGACGAAUGGCAAGAAGGUGGUUUCUACCACUGGAGUCUUGUUUGUCAAGUUUGGCCCCCCUCCCACUGCAAGUCCAGGGUCCUCGUAA
Lipotes vexillifer (Yangtze River dolphin) is the source of this 513-nucleotide messenger RNA. RefSeq names its product tyrosine-protein kinase transmembrane receptor ROR1-like. The transcript has 4 exons. Gene Ontology annotation, cellular component: plasma membrane; axon. The record is from RefSeq and is a predicted model, not a curated record. Gene Ontology annotation, molecular function: cell-cell adhesion mediator activity. Gene Ontology annotation, biological process: dendrite self-avoidance; homophilic cell-cell adhesion; axon guidance. The coding region runs from base 1 to 513 and encodes 170 amino acids. Lineage: Eukaryota; Metazoa; Chordata; Mammalia; Artiodactyla; Lipotidae.